GGCCCGGGGCCCUGCAUCCUUUCACUGGGGCGGGCCCCAGCCCCUGCCCCUGCCCUUUUCCCUGCUUCUCCGCCCAUCCAAGCCCCAGCCCCUCCUGCCUGCACAGUCACCCUGGCCCUGGUCCGCCUGCACACAGCCCUCUGAGCCCACCAGAGCCAGCACUGGAGGUGAAACAUGACCAGCGUGCAGUCCAGUGAAGGCACCAUCCCUGUGCUGGGACAGAAGCUCUUCUACCGGGAGGCUCGGCCUGGUGGUGGGCAGAACCCUCGUCUCUCUGUGCUCCUACUCCACGGCAUCCGCUUCUCCUCUGAGACUUGGCUUAAGCUGGGCACGCUGGACAAACUGGCCCAGGCUGGCUACCGGGCUGUGGGCAUUGAUCUGCCAGGUCUAGGCCAGUCCAAGGAGGCAUCAGCCCCCACCUCCAUUGGAGAGCCGGCCCCCAGCAGCUUUCUGCAGGCUGUGCUGGAGGCUCUGGAGAUGGGUCCCACUGCUCUGGUCAGCCCAUCUCUGAGUGGAAUGUAUUCAUUGCCCUUCCUCAUAGCACCUAGCUCCCAGCUCCGUGGCUACGUGCCUGUUGCCCCAAUCUGCACAGAUAAAAUCAGCGCCGCUGACUAUGGCCGUGUUAAGACUCCCACUCUGAUUGUGUAUGGGGACCAGGAUCCUAUGGGGGAGUCAAGCCUCAAGGACCUGCAGCAACUACCUAACCACAAGGUGAUGGUGAUGGCGGGUGCGGGACACCCCUGCUACCUGGACAAGCCGGAUGAAUGGCACUCGGGGCUCCUGGAUUUCCUGAAUGGGCUAUCGUAAGGCCUAAGCUAGUCCUGGCCUACCCUGGACCUCAUUCCCUGUUGAUUAAGGGAGGUGGGACUAAGAGCCAAAUCCCUGUCCCAUUUACCCUGCUAUAUUCCCCUGCUUUUCUGGCUGGCCUGCAUGGCUGACCUGACAGCUGUCUGUCCAUCUCUCUACCUGCCUGUCUGUCUGUUCAGAGGGAGCUGUCUGUCUAGCACCUGGUCUCCCUUCCUUCCUGUUUGGGAGCUGGAGGUCUACUUUGGAUUUGUUUGUCUCUGCUUGGUUAUUCGUCAUCUUUCUGGAACCUUCCUCUCUGGUGGAGGUCUGUCUCUCUGUCUGUCUGUCCUGUCUCUCUUUCUCUCCCUCCUCAGAGCUAGAGGUAGAUGAGAAGAAUCAGAAUAAAGAAGACACAAGGAAGGGAUCGGAUCCCAGGAGAGGGUAAUUUAGUAAAUGCAUAUCUCUCAUCACUCCGGCCUUUCCAAGCUCCUUCCCUUUUCCUCCCUCUUUCCUCACGCAUACACCUAGAAGAUUCCAUCUGUAUACACACCCUGGGCAUACAGCUAUACCCAUGUGGCAGCACAUUCUUGGACCCACACGUACGCUUGCCAGUGAGGUCUCCAAGAGCAAAGGAGCUCCCUGGGAUGGAGGGGGACGAUUCUGGGAGUGUGUAGCUCUGGGGUUCAUGAGCCCUGAGGUGGGGGCUCACCUCUCCUUAAAUAACCCCCACAGGAGAAAGGAGGGGAUAGUAAACAGUUGUUGAGAGGGCCAAGCCAAGUCCCUGAUGCCUGUAGUGUCUGCCUCUCGAUGCCCUUGAAUCAUGGCGGGUUGGGAAAGAAACAGAAAUAAAGAAUUCAGACCAUCUA
This is a messenger RNA of Gracilinanus agilis (Agile Gracile Mouse Opossum), 1652 nucleotides long. It is a transcript of the gene ABHD14B, whose product is annotated as abhydrolase domain containing 14B. Lineage: Eukaryota; Metazoa; Chordata; Mammalia; Didelphimorphia; Didelphidae. The coding region runs from base 175 to 807 and encodes 210 amino acids. The record is from RefSeq and is a predicted model, not a curated record. Gene Ontology annotation, cellular component: cytoplasm. The transcript has 4 exons.